CAACUUCAAAAAAAAACGAGAUCUUUCGCAAAACCCAUAAAAACCCAUAAGAAAUUACUUACGCUAAAUUAAAAAGAGAGGAACUUGAUCACUCCACUUCAUUCUCUCCCUUGUUUCUCUCUCUAAAGCUGAGUUUUUUUUUUUUCCAUGGGAGAAGACUCGUCGGAGGAGGUACUGGUUGCGGCGCAGCUGUUGAUGCAGCUGAGCAUCGAGGAUGACGACGACGACGACAACUGUAGUAGCAAUGUCGUUGUGGCGGUGGAGAAGAUGAAGAACAAGAAGCUGAAAAAGGGUCACGGCGGCGACCGCGGUGACGGUGGGGAGGAGGAGGAGGUUGAUCAGAAGAGAUACCAAAUUGAGACGUCAAUUUGGUUGAAAAUCGAAGAGAUUUUCGGGAAAGAUGAUGAAGAACAAGAUUUCAAUUCCAUUUGUCGGCCUAAGAAGAGACGAUUUCGAUCCCUCCAAAGCAUAUAUGUCACCACCAAACCCAUCGGUAAUGGUAGAUUCCCGGCAAGGGGAUCGUCAGAACUUGAACACGGCGGCUAUGGCGGUGGCUAACA
Messenger RNA from Cucurbita moschata (crookneck pumpkin), 560 nucleotides. RefSeq lists its product as uncharacterized. The transcript has a single exon. The coding region runs from base 148 to 558 and encodes 136 amino acids. NCBI's taxonomy places the organism in Eukaryota, Viridiplantae, Streptophyta, Magnoliopsida, Cucurbitales, Cucurbitaceae. The record is from RefSeq and is a predicted model, not a curated record.